Molecule: messenger RNA, 228 nt
Organism: Cylicostephanus goldi
Lineage: Eukaryota; Metazoa; Nematoda; Chromadorea; Rhabditida; Strongylidae
Source: the annotation of a GenBank genome assembly
AUGGGUAAUGAAAAAGCUCGCAAGGUUUACGAGUAUUCACUUCCUGAUCACUUCCGUCGAUCGAUGUCUGAUCAUCAAAUGGAGCAAUUUAUACGUGCUAAAUAUGAACAGAAAAGGUAUAUCAUGCCAAAUUUUGUUUAUCCCCGAGUAGACGUUGAGGAUUUGCCAAAACCGGGUCAGCCUAUCACAAAACACAAAGACAGUUCUGCUUCAGCUUCACUUACAUCG